AUGAGUCAACAGGCAAAAACAGAGCCGUCACACGGGGGGUACAGCAGGUGUGGCCCCGGGUACCCGCUGAGAAAAUGGUGGCUGUCCAGUCGACUUUUCAAUCAGGAUGUUGGCCUGCCGCCUUUCCUGGAGCCUGGAGAUGCUUGGUGGAGGAAUAUAGACUGGCUCCAGAGGAGUUUGGCAACCUCGGCUUGGCCAGGGUACAUACCUGCUCCACUGUAUGUGCCCUACAUCUCUGGGUCGACGCAUCAGACCAGUCAGAAGAUUAGUAAGGAGCCGUGCAAGUGGAGGGUCAUCCUGGACGUGGCCCACUUCUGCCCCUCUGAGAUUUCUCUCAGUGUCAAAGAUGGAUUCCUGGUGGUUGGAGGGAAGCAUGAGGAGAGGCAAGAUGAGCACGGGUUUAUUGCCAGAUCUUUCACACGGAAGUACAGGCUCCCUGAUGAAAUCGAUGGCACCGAAAUCACGUCCACACUUUCUGUUGACGGUAUCCUGACCAUGGAAGCUCCUGUUCCAGAGGCAUCGGUUCCUGCUGCCACUAUCAUUCCCAUUAAGUUGGAGAUGGAGGCAACGGGAGAACAGGAGGAGAAACGGGAGGAAGAAGAGACCCCUGAAAAAGACUCAGAUAGUAGCAGAGGAGCAGAAGCCAUAGAUUGUGUAUGUGCAGAGGAUCAUGAGGUGGAGUCUCCACUAGAGGCCCACAGUGAUCAGGUCCAACCUGACAGUGCUACAGCUGAUCUCCAGCAACACGAGGAGAGGGGGGAGCAGGAGCAGCAGGAGGAGGAAAUCCAUGCAAAGAUAGCCGGAGAAGCCCACCCUUCAGUGUCUGCAGAGAUUCUUCAAGAUUCCUCUAAGCAGCACGAAGACCUGGAAAACCAAGAAAACCCAGAUACAGACGUGUCCAAGCAGCCAGAACACAAAGAACCAGCCACAAAUGGAGAGAUCCAGAUGAUGGAUCCAGAUCAUGGAUCAGCUGAGGCUGCCAAGGAGAUCAACUUGCCUGAGGAGCAGGAGCUGGGCAAAGGUCCACUGAGUGAAGUCACGAGCCAGGACCUGGAGACUCCAGACAUAAAACAAGAAGAACACACUGAGUAG
This is a messenger RNA of Solea senegalensis (Senegalese sole), 1092 nucleotides long. RefSeq names its product heat shock protein 67B1. Gene Ontology annotation, molecular function: protein folding chaperone. Bases 1 to 1092 code for a protein of 363 amino acids. Lineage: Eukaryota; Metazoa; Chordata; Actinopteri; Pleuronectiformes; Soleidae. The transcript is spliced from 4 exons. The record is from RefSeq and is a predicted model, not a curated record. Gene Ontology annotation, biological process: protein refolding; response to heat.